Molecule: messenger RNA, 3022 nt
Organism: Vigna radiata var. radiata (mung bean)
Lineage: Eukaryota; Viridiplantae; Streptophyta; Magnoliopsida; Fabales; Fabaceae
Product: TMV resistance protein N
Exons: 5
Coding region: 60-2993 (977 amino acids)
Biological process (GO): signal transduction; defense response
Molecular function (GO): ADP binding
Source: RefSeq, a predicted model, not a curated record
UUGAAUGAACUUGCUUUCUUGCUUUUACCGUCUCGGUCUUGUUUCAUUGAAUUGAAUCAAUGUCUUACACUUCAUCAUCCUCAAAAUCUAAGCUCCGAUGGAUAUACGAUGUGUUCAUCAGUUUCCGCGGGGAAGACACUCGUAAGAAUUUCGUUUCUCAUCUCUAUUCCGCUCUUGCAAAUGCCGGGGUCAACACUUUUCUGGACGAUGAGAAGCUAGCCAAGGGACAACAGCUGAAAACAGAACUGUUUCAUGCAAUAGAAGGCUCUCAAAUUUCCAUUGUUGUUUUAUCCGAAAACUACAUUUACUCUACAUGGUGUCUCGACGAACUAGUCAAAAUCAUGGAAUGCCAUGCUUUUAGAGGUCAAGUGGUUUUACCCGUGUUUUACGGCGUUUUCCCUAGGUUUCUACGUAACCUCAACGAUGUUUCUUUCGAAGUUGGUGACCUCCACCGGGUGAAACAAUGGAAGAAAGCGCUGGGCGAAGUAGCAGGUUUUGCAGGGUGGGAUGUUUCAAAUUACAGAAAUGAAAACUUUGUUGUGAAGGAAAUUGUUAGUGAAGUUUUGGAAAGACUAGAUAGAACAUACAUGUCUAUUACAGACUUUCCAGUUGGAUUGGAAUGUCGUGUGGAACAUUGUAUUGGCCUUCUAAGAAAGGAAACAAGAGGAGCUUAUAUAUUAGGGAUUUGGGGAAUGGGAGGGAUUGGUAAAACAACCAUAGCCAAAGCCAUCUACAAUGAAAUUCGAUAUGAAUUUAAACAUAAAAGUUUCCUAGCAAAUAUNAGAGAAGUUUGGCAAAGAGAUCAAGGGCAGAUUGAUUUACAAGAACGACUUCUUUCAGAUAUCCUGAAAACAGAAAAGGUGAAGGUUUAUAGCAGUGAUUGGGGAAAAGCAAUGAUCAAGGAAACGCUUUGCACCAAAAGAGUACUUGUUGUACUCGAUGAUGUAAAUACAUUAGAACAAUUAAGUGCACUAUGUGGAAAUGGUAAUGGGAUUGUUCAAGGAAGUGUAAUAAUCAUUACAACAAGAGAUGUACGUCUACUCAAUGUUCUUGAAGUUGACCAUGUAUAUGAAGUGGAGGAAAUGAAUGAGAUUGAGUCCCUUGAGCUUUUCAGUUGGCAUGCUUUUGAGGAAGCAAAUCCACCAGAAGAUUUCCUUGAACUCUCAAAACAAGUAGUCACUUACUGUGGAGCACUACCUCUAGCUCUUGAAGUUCUUGGAUCUUAUCUAUAUAAGAGAAAAGAAAAAGAGUGGCAAAGUGUAUUAUCAAAACUAAAAGAAAUACCAAAUGAUAAAAUACAAGAGAAGUUGAAAAUAAGCUAUGAUGGUUUAAGCGAUCAUACGGAGAAGGACAUAUUCCUUGACAUAUGUUGCGGAACAGGAGUCAUUGAGGGAUUGGCUUUGAAGAUGCAAAGAACCAGUGGAGUUUGUUUUGGUACUGAAACAUUUGGGAAUAUGAAGAGACUGAGACUUUUGAAACUUGAUAAUGUACAAGUAGCUGGAGAUUAUGGGCAUCUUCCCAAACAACUGAGAUGGGUUGAUUGGAAAGCAUUUUCAUUAACCCACAUACCUGAAAACUUUUAUCAGGAAAAUAUAGUUGCUAUUGACUUAAAAUACAGUUAUCUUAAACUAGUAUGGAAGGUGCCUCAGUUUCUGGAGAGGCUAAAAUUUCUCAAUCUUAGUCAUUCCAAGUACUUAUCAAAGACCCCAGAUUUUUCAAAACUACCAAAUCUUGAGAAGCUCAUUCUCAAAGAUUGUCCNAGCUUGUAUGAAGUACACCAUUCAAUUGGAGAUCUAANUAACCUCCUUCUUCUAAACNUGAAGNAUUGUACAUGCCUAGGCAAUCUUCCUAUGGUAAUCUAUAAGUUNAAGUCAUUACAAACNCUCAUCCUUUCUGGUUGUUCAAAUAUUGACAAGUUAGAAGAAGACAUAGGGCAGAUGGAAUCCUUAACAACUCUAAUUGCAGACAAUACUAGUCUAAAACAAGUGCCUUUUGCCAUAGUAAGAUCCAAACAGAUUGGAUAUAUAUCCCUUUGUGGAUAUGAAGGAUUGGCACGAGAUGUAUUUCCUUCUCUCAUAUGGACUUUGAUGUCACAUACAAGAGGAACUUUAUCCUGUUUUCAACCAUUUGGGAUCAUGCCAACAUCUAUAGUCUCCAUGAAUAUACAGGAUAAUAAUUUGGUUAACCUAUUAUCAAAAGUAGGUGAAUUUUCAAAACUUCGAAGUAUUUCUGUACAAUGCGACUCAGAUUUUCAACUAACUCAAGAACUAAGAACAAUUCUCCAUAAGUUAUGCAAUAUAAACUCUUCUGAACCGGAAAGUGCAUAUCAAUCACAAAUUCCAGAAAAUUCUAUGGCAUCGUAUUUGAUUGGAAUGGGAAGCUACCAGCAAGUCUUCGAUAUGCUUAGCAAUAGCAUAUCAAAGGUAUUGAGAACCAACAGUGGUACUGAUUUUGUGCUUCCAGGGGACAAUUAUCCUUAUUGGUUAGCCUAUACAGGGGAAGGUUAUUCAGUACCAUUUCAAGUUCCUGAAGAUAGUGAUUGUCGCAUGAAGGGAAUGCUGUUGUGUGUUGUUUAUUCAUCAACCCCUGAUAACAUGGCAACUCAAAAUCUUACUAAUGUCUUCAUCUUUAAUUACACAAAGUGCACCAUUCAGAUAUAUAAGCAAGCAACAACAAUGUUCUUUAGCGAUGAAGACUGGCAGGGUGUAAUAUCAAAUCUAGGACCCGGAGACAACGUGGAGAUUUUUGUAGGUGUUGGUGAUGGAAUCACUGCUAAGAAAACAGCCGUGUAUCUGAUAUAUGGUCAGUCAAUUACAAUGAGAAUGGAGUCACUUGGACUGAGUGCACAAGAAUCACCUGAGCUGAGUGUGAUUCUGUCACCUAAAAUGAGUGCACAACCAACCACUGAUGUAGAAAUGAAGGCGAAGAAACCGAAGAAAAAUAUAUUUGCAAAAAUUAGAAACAUUGUUAGAGUAUGUUCAUGUUUGGAGUAGAAUACGGCACUCCAUUGUUAUCAUUUAGA